Messenger RNA from Scatophagus argus, 1179 nucleotides. It is a transcript of the gene bdh2, whose product is annotated as 3-hydroxybutyrate dehydrogenase, type 2. Lineage: Eukaryota; Metazoa; Chordata; Actinopteri; Scatophagidae. Gene Ontology annotation, molecular function: 3-hydroxybutyrate dehydrogenase activity. Gene Ontology annotation, cellular component: cytoplasm. Bases 151 to 888 code for a protein of 245 amino acids. Gene Ontology annotation, biological process: siderophore biosynthetic process. The transcript is spliced from 10 exons. The record is from RefSeq and is a predicted model, not a curated record.
CUCACAGUUUCGUCGAAUUACAAACUGCUGUCCUGCGCACUUCCUGGUCUACAACCAAUAGCAGUACAAGUCAGAGGUCACGUUGGACUCCACUCACCUUUGACGUCCAACGUGUCGGACCUGGGCAGAGGCAGCAGCGGAAGGUGCACUAUGGGCCGUCUGGACGGGAAAGUGAUUGUGUUGUCAGCUGCCGCACAGGGGAUUGGACGUGCCGCAGCAAUAGCAUUUGCAAAGGAAGGGGCUCGAGUCACAGCAACAGACAUCAAUGGAGAGAAACUGAAAGAGCUGGAUGGCAUUCAAGGGAUCAAGACCAAGGUGGUCGAUGUGACUAAGAAGGACCAAGUCGAAGCCCUGGCCGUGGAGCACGAGCAUGUAGAUGUGCUGUUUAAUGUUGCUGGGUUUGUGCACCACGGCACCAUUUUGGACUGUGAAGAGGCCGACUGGGACUUCACAAUGAACGUGAACGUCCGGAGCAUGUACCUCAUGUGCAAGGCUUUCCUGCCUAAGAUGUUGGCAAAGAAGUCAGGGAACAUUAUUAACAUGGCAUCUGUUGCAUCUAGCAUAAAAGGUGUUGCGAACCGGUGUGUCUAUAGUACCUCCAAGGCUGCAGUGAUUGGGCUCACAAAGUCUAUAGCAGCUGAUUUCAUUGACAAAGGCAUUCGCUGCAAUUGUGUUUGUCCUGGCACUGUUGAUACUCCAUCACUGAGGGGCAGGAUCCAGGCCCAGCCUGACCCGGAGCAGGCUUAUAAGGAUUUCAUGGCAAGACAGAAAACUGGCAGAAUGUGCACAGCUGAAGAGGUGGCGUACCUGUGCGUAUACCUGGCCUCAGAUGAGUCUGCCUAUGUGACUGGGACAGAGCACAUCAUCGAUGGAGGAUGGAGACUCUGAGAAAACUUCAGCUCAUCGUGACAGCAAUGGAGGCAGUGGGUUGAAUGCCGAAUUGGAGUCAAUAAUUUCUUCAUUUUGCAUAUUAUCUGACCUGAUUUUUGUGGGAGACAUUUCCCACUUUCCAGCUAAAAUCCAUGUUGCAAAUAUGUGCAGAUAUGAUAACUGACACUGUGAUAAAUAUACUAUAUAUCCCAGCUACAGCAUAUUGUUAUGAUCAGUUUACAAUUGUUAAAAGCAGAUUUUGAAUGUGACUAAUAAUCAUCUAUUAAAACAAAAACAUAUUCACCAGCA